This is a messenger RNA of Haemorhous mexicanus (house finch), 3467 nucleotides long. RefSeq names its product 1-acylglycerol-3-phosphate O-acyltransferase 3 (gene AGPAT3). The record is from RefSeq and is a predicted model, not a curated record. Gene Ontology annotation, molecular function: 1-acylglycerol-3-phosphate O-acyltransferase activity. NCBI's taxonomy places the organism in Eukaryota, Metazoa, Chordata, Aves, Passeriformes, Fringillidae. Bases 488 to 1618 code for a protein of 376 amino acids. Gene Ontology annotation, cellular component: endomembrane system; endoplasmic reticulum. The transcript is spliced from 11 exons.
CGCCGCACAGGAAGUAGCGGCUGCGGGGAGCGGCGGCAGCGACAGCCGGGGCUGCCGCACUCAAUGAGCGACGCUCCCGCAGCCGCCCGCCCCGCUCGCCCCUUCCCCGCCUCCCGAGGGCAGCGGCGCCGAGCCAGCCCGCCGCCGCCGGGGGUUGGAGGCUGAAGCGGGCAGAGGCAGCUCCGGCUCUUCCCGAGGAGGAGGAGGAGGAGGAGGAGGAGGAGGCGGCGGCGGGGACUGCAGGUAGGGAGUACCUGGAAGGAAAACACAGUUCUUCAAGUUCAGAGGAGAGAGAGGUUUCAAGUUAACACACAGAGGCAAAUGAGAAAGCAAAUCUCUUGAGACAUAAGCAGUGGUACUUCCCUGGAGGAAGGAGAUGGGGAUUCUCCUGUUGCUCUGAGUGUUGCCAGGCGCCAGAAGUGGUCCCCAGUGGUGGUGGACAGUUAUUCUGAGUGACGGCCCUUGCACACGCUUCUGAGUGGUUAUCAUGGGCUUCAUUGCCUUCCUGAAGACCCAGUUCAUAGUUCACCUCCUCAUUGGGUUCGUCUUUGUUGUCAGUGGACUGAUCAUUAACUUCAUCCAACUAUGCACGCUGCUCCUCUGGCCCAUCAACAAGCAGCUCUAUCGCCGAGUGAACUGUCGCCUUGCCUAUUCCCUGUGGAGCCAGUUGGUAAUGCUGCUGGAAUGGUGGUCAGGCACAGAGUGCACCCUGUUCUCAGACGAGGCCACGGUGAAAACCUUUGGGAAGGAACAUGUCAUCAUCAUCCUGAACCACAACUUUGAGAUUGACUUCCUGUGCGGCUGGACGAUGACAGAGCGCUUUGGAGUGCUGGGGAGUUCCAAAGUUCUUGCUAAGAGAGAGCUGCUCUAUGUGCCCCUAAUUGGCUGGACGUGGUACUUCCUUGAGAUUGUUUUCUGCAAAAGGAAAUGGGAAGAGGACAGAGAUACAGUCAUUGAGGGAUUGAAACGUUUGUCUGAUUAUCCUGAAUAUAUGUGGUUUCUGCUGUACUGUGAAGGAACUCGUUUCACAGAGACCAAGCACCGCAUCAGUAUGGAAGUAGCUGAAUCCAAGGGGUUGCCUAAACUGAAAUACCACCUGUUGCCCAGAACCAAAGGUUUCACCACUGCUGUCCAGUGUCUCAGGGGAACAGUUUCAGCAGUGUAUGAUGUAACACUAAAUUUCAGAGGAAACAAGAACCCAUCUUUAUUAGGAAUUCUUUAUGGAAAGAAAUAUGAAGCAGAUAUGUGUGUGAGGAGAUUUCCUCUGGAAGAUAUCCCUCAAGAUGAAAAGGAAGCUGCAAACUGGCUUCAUAAGCUCUACCAGGAAAAGGAUGCUUUGCAAGAGAUGUAUAAUCAGGAAGGUAUAUUUCCUGGCAAGCAGUUUAAACCUCCUAGGAGACCAUGGACUCUCCUAAACUUUCUUUUUUGGGCCACAGUUCUCCUCUCUCCUCUCUUCACAUUUGGCUUUGGAGUUUUUGCAAGUGGAUCACCUCUCCUUAUCCUUGCAUUCCUGGGACUUGUAGGAGCAGCUUCCUUUGGAGUUCGUAGACUGAUAGGAGUAACUGAAAUAGAAAAAGGCUCCAGCUAUGGCAACCAGGAAUUCAAGAAAAAGGAAUAACUGACGGCUGCAGUUCAGCACAUAUAACCAGACUAUGGUAUCCGAUUAACUUCAGUUAAAAAACAGCAACAAACACUUAGAAACUAUCUUUUUCUUAAUAACUGAUGACUAAUAUUAAUGAAUAAAACUUGAGCCAAGAAUGAAGAAGUUGGAGGCAUCGACUGAAGAGAAUGCACCAACCUUCUGCCUGUUCAAGGAUUACUGUAGUCAAGCUGUGGGAGAAAAUCUGGGGUGGGGUGGAAGAAGAAACUAAUUUUUCUUGCUUUGUUGGGGGACUUGGGGUGGGGGAGAAAAGAGGGCAUUGGCCAUGGCCACGUGUAUCUUCAGAUGACUGAAAACUGGUUUCUGUCAAGAGCACUACACUCACUUUUACCACAGGAGCCAUUGAAUGUUUCCUCUUGCUAAAGCCAAUGUAACAUUUAUUGAUUUCCAACUUCUCUUACUAAUGAGCCAGGAAAAAACACCCUCCUUAAAUGAAUUGACAGGUGUUCAUUGAGUUGGAGCCUUUUUGGCUGUGUUGUCAUGGCUACAGAUGAAAUCCUGUUUGUAUGUUACACUGACACUUUUUAUUUUCAGGCAACAUCUUAAGACUUCUGUAACGCAGGAGACAGUGGAGUUUGGAAGCAGUGUGUUAUCCAUCAGCACAUCCCAUAGAGCAGAUCCAAUAGGAUAACACUCUCAUCCUAUCUCCUGCUAACUGCUCAAGGCUGUUUAAUUUCAAAAUAUUACUUCAGUCUUGAGUGCUGUUUGCCCUGCUUCACAUCAAACACGUUCCAUAAUUUUGAAUCUGUUUGGGCCUGUUUGGUUUUUUUUUUUUUUUUUUAAAUUAGUGGUUGGCCGUGGGAUUUAGAGUUGUGCAAAGAAGGAAAUUUUUUCAAUUCUCCUUUUAUUUCUGUUUGCAUCUCUCAUUACCAAAGUCCAGUUCAGCCAACCUCUCUCAGUAAACUGGGAGGCAGCACUAGAAAUCAGCACAAUAGUUUUCAAAAUGUCUUCUUUUGUAAAAAAUGUGAAAAGAAGAGGUCUUUAGCAGUCAAAUUUAGAAUGCUGGUAUCUCUUGAACUUCUAAUGAUUGUUUCAGUACAGAUUGAGAUGGUGCCAGGACUUUACCCUGUGUCAGGAUAGGGUGUACUGCUCUUUUGACUUGGUCAUGCUUUAGAUGUUCACGUGAAGUUUUUCGCAAGGUGAGCUGUGCUGUUGAAGCAUUAGAAAGAGUAUAAGGUGUCUUCAGGGAUUUUAAGUAUCUUUAGUUUUGCUUGUUGCCAUUUUGGUCUUUUUCACUGAAAAUCAGAGCUCAGAAUCAUGUCUGUACCUGUCUCCCUUUUUUCCUUUCUUCCUUUCCUUUUUUUAUAAACGCACAUUUGGAGGUUUUUGUAGGUUGUUGCUGUAUGCAUAGCUGGGGAAUUAUUUGCAAACAGAUGGUAACUAUACCUGUAUGUUCAAGUCUGAAGGUCACAAUCUGCAUUUGGCUGCUCACAGAAGUGGGUGAAAUGAGUUGCAGAUCUACAGCUGAGGGCAGAAGCUAACCCUCAGGGUCUGUAUCUUUAACCCAGCUGCCACUAGAAUAUUUAUCUCACUUUUGUAAAGAGCAGAUUUUAUCAAAGCACUGGUUGUUGUUUUCAUCUUUGCUCCAGUAACCAAGAUAAGAGAGUAAUAAUUUACCUUCUUUCCGAAUUUGCUCUUAACUGUUGGAAUGUAACCUCUUCUCCCACACAGGUUUUUCUGUUUUCAAACACUGGAAGAGCAAUUUUGUAACUUAGAAAAAUAUUUUACUUGGGGUCAUUAAUCACUUGUUCUGUCAUGCACUUGAUUUUUAUUUGUGGUCUUUUCAACAAGAGCAUUUGAAGGCUGA